AUGAGCGCUUCUGAGAUUCGGACUCUCCGAAACAAACUCAAAGCAUACGAGCGCGUCAUCGGUGAGAAAAUAGAUGAAGAGGGGAUACAUCAAUUUCUUGUUAAAUUAAAGGAAAGACCAUAUAAAGACGCAAUUUGGGUCAGUUCUGAGUUAUUUUUCAAGAUAUUUAGCGACAUUGAUCCCAAAACAAUAGACAUACCUCCACAAUUCGAUGAUGAUCACUAUUACAAUCCAGGUUUUGAUGAUAUCGAGAUGAUUUUAAACGAAAGCAAGAAUUUAUACUACGUCAAGUGGAAAGGAUUACCAUUAGAUCAAUGUACAAUCCAAGCAUUUGUUCCUCGCAGCAUAAUUUCUAAUUUUUUCGAAAAAGAAAAAGAAAAUUUUCCAAAACCAAAGACAAAAAUAGUCAAACGAAGCAGAUUACUACUAUUUGACGACAAUUAUCCAUCAGAAGAUGAAUGUCCUAAUACAAAACAAGUAACUUUGAAUUCAUUGAUGCAAAUGUACAAUUUAGGGGUAUCUCCUGUUCUUUUAAAACACGCCAAUGAUGACAUAGAUGUUCCUUUUCGUGAGUUCUGUGUCAAUUUAUACAAAUCUUACAAUGUUUUAGGUCCAUUUUUAAUUAUUACGACAAACAACGAAAUUUCGCAUUGGAUAACGAGUUUACACGAGAAUACACAACUUACAGUUUGUCCAUUCUACGGUUCAGACUCUAGUUUGGACAUUGCAAUUAAAUAUUUUAAUAUAAAAAAUACAAAACAGUUAAAAUUCCAUUUUCUCAUUGCAACAGAAGAAGCAUUGUCAUCCCGACCAGAACUGUUCAAGAAAAUAGAGUUUCCUGUUGCUUUUAUGACAUAUAAAAGUAAAAUACCAGAUUUCAUCGAUUCUCCGUUCCAAAUAAGUUGUGACAAAGUUCCUUUCAAAAAUGUUGCAGCGUUUUACACAAAAAUGUCAAAAAUUUUACUAAAAACAAAAAUUGAUGAAUAUGAUGCUGAAAAAAUCGUUUCUAUUCAAAAUUCUUAUGCUCCAUUUGCUGCAUUUGCUAAAGAACCAAAGCAUAAUGUCAUAGAAAUCGAAUGCGACAUUGCAGAAAAACAAAAAUAUUCAAUUUUAAAAUUUUACAAAGAAAACAUAGAACUGAUCAAACAGAACCAACUCAAAGUGUUUAUGGAAAACAUCCAGCCUAUUCUAAUCCAUCCUUAUUCAAUUCCUGAAAAUGAAAAAUUAUAUCAUACAGAUUUACUUUCAGCAUCGAACAAACUAUCAAGAUGCAUCGAAGUCAUCCAUCAGAACAUGGAAUUUCAUUGGAAUACUUUGGUUGUGUUGCCAAAUCAAGAAUUAAUUGAAAUUUUCCAAGAUUCGUUCUACGAAAACAACAUUACAUACUCUACACAACACACAAAUGCAAACGCUACUUUGGUUCUGAGCUCCGAUCCAAAUUUACCAAAAUUUGAGAACUUUACAAAUUCUGUCAUUUUUUUCGGAAAAAAUUUUGAGUGUAAAGGAAAGAAAAACACCAAAUAUUAUAAGAUUAUGUUCAAGCACAUAGAUGAAAGCGGAAUCAAGUCCGAAAUGAAGAUAAAAUUUUUGUAUCUGAUUUGUUCGACCAAAAUGAAUUUAAACUACGAAUCUGAUUUUGUCAAAGAUCUACUGAAAGAAAAGAACUUUUUCGAAGAUUUUACGAUUGUUCCGAAAUUUAAUACGGCGAUUUACACUGAUAACUACAGAAACAUGGCAUUAGUCGUCAGGGAAUUCAUCAAAUGGGGAUUCGGAAGCUGGCAGAAGGUUCAUGAUUGUUUACCUUUCAGGAUUUCAUUGAAAAAACAAAAAACAAUUAUUUUUUCAAUGGUUUACAAAGCUCUGAAAAACCGACCAACUAAAAACGACUUAGAAUUUCUUGAGUACUAUUCUCGAGCAUAUUUUUAUUCCAUACAACAUUACGAAGAAAACUAUCCCGUUGUCCAAGAAAUGUCGAAUUUUUUGUUCAUUUUACAAAGCCAAAUAAUUCUUUACAAAAAUUUUGAUUUCGUUUCGAAAUUAAAAUCGGUUCCGACUCCACCGCCAGCAAAAAAUUGGUCUAUCAAAAACGAUAAAUUACUUUACGAUGAGUUUACAAAAAACGGUUUUGACAAUUUGACAAAUUUACCAAAAGAACUUUCCGGCAUCAAAAGGGAAGAAUUACUUAGAAGAUACGAAGACAUUUUAGUGACAGCUUCUUUGAAUUGUAUGAAUUCAAAAGAACCUUAUUUUUCUUUUAUUUCUCCUGUUCUAAAACUCCAACUUUUGCCAAGUGAUGUGACCAAAAUUGUUAAAUACAUGAUAGAUCAAGGUAAGAACAUCGAGAACUACUUCGUGCCGAAGAAGAAAUGCAAUGUAAAAGAAGCUGUCAGACAAAUGUCAAAAAUUUCAAAUUAUUUCUCUACAAAACCGGAUUUUUCCGAAAUUUUCCAAAAAUUGAAUCACAGAUUGGCACUUUUUAACCAAAUUUAUCUUUUGUUGAAUGACGAAAACAACUACAAAGUCAUACAGACUGUUGGAACAUGGCUUCCGAAUAUAAUGCCUGAUGAAGAAAUAAUGAUUUACGAGUAUAUAAAUGAACAUGGAUUGAAUUCAAUUCCUGACUUGAUAAAAGAUCCAAUUUUUAAUACAAUUUUCAAAGGAACAAUUCCUGACAAAUUGAAGAACAAGAAAAGUAUAAUGAUGAGAGUUUCUUUUCUGAACAAACUGUUGAAGAUUUCGUCAAUUGUAAAUGUUGCUGAAACUUAUCACUCUGAUUACGAAAUUUCUUCUGCAGACAACAUCACUGCUUUCAUGACUACUGAAGACGACGAAUCAAAGUCUCUCUCUUCGUCAAAAGAAAACUCUUCUGAAAAUGAACAAAACAAAAUAUCUUCUGAUGAUGAAAAACAAAAUAAAUUUUCUUCUUCUGAUGAUGAAAAAGUUAAGAAACAAAGUAAAUCAAGGGAAAAGAAGAAAUCGAAAUUUUCAUCUAAAGAUAAUGAAGAAAAAUCUUCAUCUUCUCAAGAAGAAGAAAAAGAUAAAAAACGAAAACCUGAUGAAAAGAAUAAGAAACGAAAUAUUUCUUCUUCUUCAGAUAAUGAAGAAAAAUCAUCAUUUUCUUCUUCUUCUGAAGAAGAAGAAUUUAAAGGAAAGAGAAAAUCAAAAAGAAAUAAAUCUUCUUCUUCUGAUAAUGAAGAAAAAGUUAAAUCUAAACAAAAAUUAAAUGAAAAGAAGAAGCCAAAAAGAAGUAAAUUUUCUUCUUCUUCUGAUGAAAAUGAAGAAGAAAAUUCGAAAGAUAGUGAUCCUUCGGAUAAAGAAAGUUCAAGUAGUUCGUCAUCUGAAGAAGAAAAAAUUAAUACAUCUUCAAGUGAUGAAAAACUUAGUUCAAAAGAAAGUUCAAGUUCUUCUUCUGAUGAAAAAUUAUCAUCUGAAGAAAACUCAUCAUCAAGUGAAGAAAAAUCAAGUGAUUCUUCAGAAAAAUCAUCAUCAAAUGAAUCAGAAGCAGAAGAGGAAGAAGAGAAAAAAGAAAUCCCAAAACCGAAACCAAAGAAAAAACUUAAUUUGCCAAGAAAAUUUUCUUUAUUCCAACCUGAAGAAAAAUCGAGUGAUUCUGAGUUUUCUCUCAUUGACGUUGCCGAAAAAAGUAUCCCUGAUUACGGAAUGAGUUCCGACAUGGAUGCAUCAGAGGAAGAAGAAAUGAAAGAAGAAGAAUCAUUUGUAGAUGACACAACAGAAGAAGAUUCACCAGAAUUUGUGGAAAAAAGACCUCCAAUUAUUAUUGAACAACCGAAAAAUAAAUUUUUGACAUUGUCAAAAGUCACUUUUCCUUUGAAACUUUCUCGACAAACGAUGUUAGUCAGUUUGGGAGAAAUCAAUCCAUUGUACCACACACAGAGAUACAUCUAUCCAAUUGGAUUCAAAUCGAAAAGAGUCUGGAAAUCAGCUUCAAAACCUCGAACACAAGUUAUUUGGACAUCCGAAAUUCUCGAAAUAAAUGGGAAGUUGACUUUCAGAGUUUCCGCUGAUGAUGAAAAGAUAUACAUAGGAGAAACACCGACACAUCCAUGGAUAAAGAUCUGUAGAGAUGCUUGCAAAGCAAACGGACUUAAUGAACUAAUGAUGUCAGUCAGUGGAGUUGAAAUGUUUUUACUUGGAAAUACAACAGUUUUGAAUCUGAUUGAACAAAUGGAAAACGUGGACAAAUGCACAAAUUAUGUAAAGAAGUUCUCAAGAGAAAUAAAGUCUACAAUACUUGUGCCAAAGAAGUCUAGAAGAAGAAGAAAGCGAAAGAAAAAUCAUCCAAAACAUUAA
Molecule: messenger RNA, 4311 nt
Organism: Trichomonas vaginalis G3
Lineage: Eukaryota; Parabasalia; Trichomonadida; Trichomonadidae
Product: histone methyltransferase activity (H3-K4 specific)
Exons: 1
Coding region: 1-4311 (1436 amino acids)
Biological process (GO): regulation of cell cycle
Cellular component (GO): nucleus
Source: RefSeq, a predicted model, not a curated record